Molecule: messenger RNA, 1630 nt
Organism: Liolophura sinensis
Lineage: Eukaryota; Metazoa; Mollusca; Polyplacophora; Chitonida; Chitonidae
Product: UDP-glucuronic acid decarboxylase 1-like
Exons: 12
Coding region: 142-1353 (403 amino acids)
Biological process (GO): D-xylose metabolic process
Cellular component (GO): cytoplasm
Molecular function (GO): UDP-glucuronate decarboxylase activity; NAD+ binding
Source: RefSeq, a predicted model, not a curated record
UGCGGCAUGACUUUGAUGGGAUCAAACGAUAAGGAGAUCAAAGGCUGAUGAAACCAAAACACAGUAUGCAUUGUCAAAUCUCAGUGUAGUAGAAGGCCUGCGACAAAUUGCGGAUAGGACAGGGGUUCGAUUGAUACAGGAAUGAGACUGAGACUUUCUUCACGAUCAAAGAUGAAGACUUUUUUGAUGUUAUGUGCUUUGACUAUUAUGGUUGUAGUGGUGUAUGGGACAUUUCUAGCUGGGGACAAGGAGGCAAACAGACACAUACGAGAAGAAAUGCUCCGAAAUGAUAUAGAAAAUCUCAAGCAGCGGGUAAAAGAUUUGGAAAGCAGGAAAAAAGUCUACCCUGAAGUCAAGUUUCUGACAUAUAAAGACAGGAAGAGGAUAUUGAUAACUGGAGGUGCUGGCUUCGUGGGGUCUCACCUCGUGGACAAACUCAUGAAAGAUGGCCACGAGGUGACAGUGGUUGACAAUUUCUUCACGGGUCGAAAACGAAAUGUGGAACACUGGAUGGGUCAUCACAACUUUGAGAUUUUAAACCAUGAUGUUGUGAAUCCGCUCUAUAUUGAGGUUAAUGAGAUCUAUCACUUAGCUUCCCCGGCCUCACCCCCACACUAUAUGUACAACCCCCUGAAGACAAUAAAAACCAACACCCUGGGGACUAUCAACAUGCUGGGUUUAGCCAAAAGAGUGCGGGCAAAGUUUUUACUGGCGUCUACAUCAGAGGUGUACGGAGAUCCAGAGGAGCAUCCUCAGACGGAGGAGUACUGGGGCAACGUAAACCCGAUUGGGCCGCGGGCGUGUUACGACGAGGGAAAGAGGGUUGCGGAGACCAUCACCUACUCUUACGCUAAACAGGACCAUGUACCAGUCCGAGUGGCCCGCAUAUUUAACACCUUUGGUCCCAGAAUGCACAUGAAUGAUGGAAGAGUGGUCAGCAACUUUAUCCUUCAGGCACUUCAGAAUGAAACCAUUACGAUUUAUGGGCAGGGAGACCAGACUCGCUCCUUUCAGUACGUCACUGAUCUUGUGGAGGGCUUGGUGAAGUUAAUGGAGUCAAACUACACCGGGCCGGUCAACAUUGGCAACCCUGAGGAGUACACUAUUAAAGCGUUUGCCUACAAAAUACGACAUUUGAUUGGCUCAAGUCGAAGCAAAAUAACACAUUUACCAGCUGUGCAGGAUGACCCAAAGAAAAGGAAACCUGACAUAACAAAGGCAAAGAAAUACCUCAACUGGCAACCUCAGGUUCCUAUGAUGGUGGGGAUAAACAAGACCAUAGAAUAUUUCAGAAAUGAAAUUUCCAAAUCUCAUAAAAGCGAACACAACAUACCUUCCCCAGACCUGAGGUGAUUUGUAUGAUUCAUCCAGUCAUUCCAUUGUCUACUCUGUCCUUACUUCAGUUUUAAUUGGAUGUUUUCUUUACAUGCCUCCCAAGUUUGUACAUGUAGCUGUGACCUAGUCAGUGUAAUAGAAGUUUUUAUGCUUAAAAAAUUUGCUGUUAUAUAUUGGGUUUUGUUUUUAAGGCACAGCUUAUAGAUAGCUUUGCAUUGUGUUUUUUUUUAUAUAAUGUGUACUGAUACAUAUUGUAAAUAUUGUGGAAGAUAAAAGUGUUUGGUUACUGAUGAUU